Molecule: messenger RNA, 2773 nt
Organism: Neurospora crassa OR74A
Lineage: Eukaryota; Fungi; Ascomycota; Sordariomycetes; Sordariales; Sordariaceae
Exons: 5
Coding region: 1326-2639 (437 amino acids)
Source: RefSeq, a predicted model, not a curated record
CACACCUUUCCUUAUUGUCUCCUUUCCUUUGGCACACUCUUCACUUUUUAUCAUUCGUUGGUCGAGAAGCUAUCGCCAAUCAGCAUGGCUUCUGCCAAGGGCCGUCUUCGCCCUAUUUGGCAUUGACAUUGAUCAUUCCUAUCCAGCAAGCGGGCCUACUUAUCAUUUCCAUCUUGAUCACGGAACUCCUCAAUCCUUCAACUCCCUCACAUUUAGAACUCAUAGAGAAGGUUCCAUCUCCGAGCUAAGCUGCUGACUGCUUGUGGAUCUAUGCAGUCAACACGAUUCUGACGGGUUUCGAAGCCAGACCGUCGAAAAAGUGUCAACAACGCGUCGGAUUGAGGUCUGCAUAUCGCCUUCCUUCUCGUCAGUCAUCGCCUUGGUUUCCAUGUCCAAGGUUCAUAUUUUUCUCCAACACGACCCAUCCAUCGCUUCCAACCCGCGUAUUGAGAAGAACAGAGCUCCUUGUGCACAUAUUGCCAUAUUGGUACCAUGGUCACACACUGAGACAUCUCAUGGCUGGAGCUGCAGUCUACAGAUACCAAGACACCCAAAGGUCGUUUUCUCGGCGACUCAGUGACCAGGCAUUGGCCAACAAGAGCGCUCGGAUGAAUUUCUACCGCUCCCUGUCUGCAUAAAGGCCAGGCGACGAUGGCCUUCCCAGAUAGGGUGAAGACCGCCGACCUUCUCCUGGUUCAGACUUCACACCCUCCAGACCAGCACAUGGAAAAUUGCGAGCAAUGCAACCCAUUCUGGUCGAGAUGCGGUGGCGACUAUAGCUAGAACCACCAUGACUGUGAGAUACGGGUGAUCUCGCAUCCACCCUCCCCCUCCUUGUCAUCAUGGAUAUACUCCUGGACAGCAGGAAAACCUUCAAGAUCGGCGCGCAUUCACAUUUGCAAGCGAUAAGGACUUUUGGGGAGAGAGUGUGCGAAAGGAAAUCCGGGGAAGAUGGCAAGCUACCCUUCUUAGACCAAACCAGGUUUAACAAGCCAAAGCCAGCACUGGUACUAUACCCAGGGGCCAGGCACUGCGACUGAUAUUGAAAGAGAUACUGCAUCGGCCAUACAGUUCAGCGUUACAUCUUGUUCCAUCCGGGACUACUUCCCCUCCCAAAGUCUAGCCGUUUGGAUAGACAAGCCGUAAAGCGUCCAUGUUGCAGCGCCGAUCUUGACUACACCGGCCCCGGUGUUUCAUAUAACAGACGCUUGACCUGCUCUCAACUUUUCGCCAUGGACUCGAAUCCGAGUCUCAACAGCAGCCCUUUUCGGGGGCUUCAGCCCGUUCUUCAGGACAUACACUCUCCUGUAGGUUAAACCACGACAAUGGCGACCUCGACCGCAGCAAGAGAAGACAAGGUGUGGGAGUCGCGCGCCCAUGUGCCGAUUACAGUCGUGACGGUGGUGCUGGGCUUCGCUACGUUGGCCGUUGGCCUCCGAACAUAUGCUCGUGCCGUGUUGAUUCGCCAAUUUGGCAUGGACGACUAUGCCGCCGUCAUUGCUCUUGUUUUUGCUAUGGGCAGUGGUAUCAUGGUGGCUUCAAACACCACCUAUGGUGCUGGUCGCCACAUGGGCGAUCCCAAGAUCGAUUGGACCGAGUUGCCAAAGUAUUUCAGGACAUUCUACAUCUCCAUCGUCCUUUACAACGCGUCCUUGACGGCAAUCAAGCUCACUUUCCUACUCCAGUACUACCGAGUUCUGGGAACACGACAGAUGCGCAAGGUUGUCGUCUAUGCACUGAUAUUUGUUGCUAUGUGGUCCAUCUCGCAGCUGCUCAUCGUCAUCUUCUCCUGCACCCCGAUCGAGAAGUUUUGGCUCGGAGACUCGAUCCCGAACGGGCACUGCAUGCCCAACUUGCCCUUCUGGUACAUAAAUGCGGCUGGCAACAUUGUUACCGACGUCCUGAUCUUCAUUAUCCCCCUACCGGCGCUGGGAAGUCUCAAUCUUCGGAAGCAACAGAAAAUAGCACUCAUUGGCGUCUUCUGUCUUGGUUUCUUUACCUGUGCCAUCUCCAUCAUCCGCAUCCAAUAUCUCAAGCUCAGCGAUGACACCACUUGGGACAACGUCGACUCCUCCUGCUGGUCCGUCUCAGAACUCGGUUCUGGCAUUGUCUGCUCCUGUCUACCUACGCUUCGUCCUCUGCUGUCGCACGUCAUGCCUGGCAUGGGCUCUCACAGCGCCCCGAGCCACGCCAAGUACGUCCACCACUCGUCCGGCCGGGACGUCACCGAGGGCAGCACCAGCGGUCUUGGUAGCAAGCCCAAAUCCGGCAAGUUUGGUAGCCGUAGCGUCGUAUACCCGGAGGAAGUCGAGCUCCAAACCAAAUCUGGCAGCCAGGACCAACUGGAGAAGCACGCGGCCGUGAUCGCUCACACAGCAGUUCCUGUACAACACGGAGGACACCACUCAAGGACGGCAAGCAAGGAUCUAUUUGACCGGUCGCCGUCGCAAAACCGCGGCCCCGGGGUAACACGUGCAGAAAAAGGCGGUUACUUGUCACCUAAUCAACUUGGUCUGCUGCCGACGGUGCGGACAGAAAUCAGGGUUGGGUCGCAGCAGCAGCAGUCGAGGUGGGCGGGACCGAUGGAAGGGACAAUUGCUGUGAAGCAUGAUUUGGUGGUUACCCAGGAUUAUAACUAACCAAGUUUUCAUUCUUCUGUGCUCGAAUAAUAUAAUUUUCCUUUGUCCUCAAACUAUUCUGCGUGAUUUCUUCCUUGACGGCGAGCGCUCAUACCUAGGUAGCCAGCCUGUUUUCCUAAACUUGCGACGACACC